This is a messenger RNA of Solea solea (common sole), 2804 nucleotides long. RefSeq names its product zinc finger and BTB domain-containing protein 5-like. Gene Ontology annotation, molecular function: protein binding; DNA-binding transcription factor activity, RNA polymerase II-specific; RNA polymerase II cis-regulatory region sequence-specific DNA binding. Gene Ontology annotation, cellular component: nucleus. Lineage: Eukaryota; Metazoa; Chordata; Actinopteri; Pleuronectiformes; Soleidae. Gene Ontology annotation, biological process: regulation of transcription by RNA polymerase II. The coding region runs from base 543 to 2552 and encodes 669 amino acids. The transcript has a single exon. The record is from RefSeq and is a predicted model, not a curated record.
AAAAUGGUGCUUUUAAAAAAACAGCUGAGAAUUUCAGAGCAGCUGAGUUGCACUUUCGGGAGAUCACCACUUGGGGGCGAUGUUUUCCUGCAAGGACUCGAAGUGAUGAUGCUGCCGACAAUGGAUGCCACACGGAGCGGUGUUGUGUGAGCGCAGUGAAUGAAUGGAGGCGCACCAUUAACGGUGGGAAAUGCGUUUAUUGUGGAUAUCGCAUUUGAAGUGCUUCCGUCACUGAGGAAGAGCGGUCUGCUUCAGGACACAAAGCCCGCGUCUGAGACGCAUCUGCCCGUGUCAUUGUUGGACUAGGCCCGCCCAUACUCCGGACUCCGGAGCAUCUCCAAGGAACCCGGCAGCAGGAGCAGCAGCAAACAAUGAACCGCUACCACACAUCACGGUGGAGGUAGGCUGGUGUUCAGCAGAUAAUGAAGUGAGGCGUCUGGGAAGGAGACUGCUCCUGUUUUCACACAGUGACCUUCAUUGUGCUGAUGUGAAGUAGCAGCAGCACCACUGACAUCGCCAAUAUCAAACAACUGCAAAUCAUCAUGGACUUCCCUGGUCAUUUUCAGCACAUUUUCAAGCAGCUCAACCACCAGCGUCUCCACGCUCAGCUAUGUGACUGUGUGGUGGUGGUUGGAGGUCAAAGCUUCCAGGCGCACCGCUCCAUCCUGGCAGCAUGCAGCUCUCACUUCAGGGCUUUGCUGAGCUCCAAUGACAGUGCCGAGGAGGUUGAAGGAGCUAGAGCAGAUAGGGGCCCCAGUAUGAUGGAGCUAGAUGCGGAGGUGGUGACCCCCGAUGCCUUCUCCACCCUGCUUGACAUGAUUUACACAUCCACCCUCUCCCUGGGGGCAUCCAAUGUGAUGGAUGUGCUGCUCGCAGCCUCACACUUGCAUCUGAACACUGUGGUGAAGGCAUGCAAGCUCCACCUGUCCAGGAAAAACUUCCCUGCCUCGCCACCUAAAGGAUGGAGGUCAGUGCAACAGCAGCAGCAGAGUGCCCCCUCAAAGGGAGAGAGGUCGUUCUCGCUUCAAAAGAUCUCAUCUGCUGUGGAGGAGGAGGAGGAGGAGGAGGAGGAUUUAGAUGAUGACGCAGUGGUAGUGGAGGUGAGCCAGUCAGGUGUCGGCGAAGAUCAGGGGGUUAGGAGAAGAGUCAGUGACAAGCAGAGCGCAGCAACAUCGUCUUGCAGCUUUAAAAGAAAAUCACACGAGGAAAGGCUCAGCUGCGGGAAGAGAAGCUGCAGGCUGCCUGGGGAGAACUACAAGGAGUGUUCUCCCACUGUGUCAAGCAGAAGCAUGGUCAGUGCAGAGGAGUCAGAAGGUCUCCUGUUCCCAGACCAACUUUUGGAGAGCCAAGUUGAUGAGGAGGAGGAAGAGGAGAAAUACGAAGCGCCCAAGGGAGAGACAGAGGAGAUCCAACUCCCGAGCCAAUCGGACAGCAGCACAGGAGGCGUGUGUGUGUGGAAGAUGGACGGAGAUACUGAUGGAGACACGGUGGUGAAAAUAAAGGUGGGAGAGGAAGCGGAGGAAGACGAGACAAAGAUGGCAGUGAUCGAGAUUAAAAAGGAAAACUUAUGCUCAUAUUCCUCAGGUUUAGAGUCUCUAUCUCUAUCACACGACUGCACAGAACAUUUGGGAAAUGAUGAGAAAAUGGCAGCAUCAGCCAACACAGCAGUAGCUGACAUCAACUCUUUACAGUCUCAGUUGUGCACAGAUCUUCAGAGGGAUGCACACAGAGACGUCGGAGGUUUGUGUGAGGACAGUGAAGCCCUGGACAGCCUGUCAGAGCUGGCCUUUUCCUGCUUCCUCAAUCCCACUGCUGAAAGUGUAAUGGGAGCUCUGGAGGAGGAUGACAGCCUGGCGAGUCUCACAGCCGCUGCCACUGCAGCUGCCGCCGCCAGCGAUGAUCCUGCAGCUGCAGGAAAUGUAGGUGAAACAUGUCAAAACUCACCAGAUGCAAACGCCUCCUCGGCUCACAACUCGCUUGUUUUUCCAAUGUCGUCUGUCCCACUGCAGCAGCUGCUCCCACCACAGAGCCCGGGUUUUAGUGACACACUCAUCUUACAGCCCACCCAGAACUCUUUAGCAGGGUUUCUGAGUGGCAUGAGACCGGGCCUCAGUCUGGAGGCCUCCCUCGUCCAGCCGACCAGGGUCGUUAAAAGCUCAGGGGCAACAACCUUCCGCCGCAUUGCCCCCAAAGUUCCACCUGGAUCCGAGGCCAGUACAGAUCCUUCCUCUUCCUCAGUGGGGGAAGCUGCUGAUCGGUCAACUCUAACCAGAGCCUCAGACGACGUUUUGUCCAAGUGCAAGAAAGCGGCUGCUGAAGACCACGUGUUGUUGGUUGAAGGUGAUAAGAAAUACGCCUGCAACAUCUGCUGCAAGAAGUUCAUGAACUUGACCGACUGUAAGAAGCAUAUCCGUGUGCACACAGGAGAAAAGCCGUAUCCCUGUCCAAAGUGUGGGAAACGCUUCAGCCAGUCGUCCCAUCUUUACAAGCACUCGAAGAAUACCUGUCUGAACUGGAAAGACGACCAGUCGUUCCCCGAAACUCUGCACUGACCUUUUUUUUCCUUAAGUCAAAGGAAAUCACACUGUGAACUUUUAUCUAAUAAUAUUAAUUUGUGAUUUUAAGUGACAGAAAAUCAGUGCCAAAUUUGUAAUGCAUCUGCUAAUUUAUUGCAUUUUGUUUUGUUGUUCAACCAUGUAGUUUUAUUUCUCAGAGGAGAAAAAUUAAAUGUUGCCAAAUCUAUGUGAACGCACUGACAAACGGUCUCAAGAGGAAAAAAAACAUGGUAUGCAUCACUGUUCCAC